Plasmodium malariae is the source of this 297-nucleotide messenger RNA. RefSeq lists its product as uncharacterized. The coding region runs from base 1 to 297 and encodes 98 amino acids. The record is from RefSeq and is a predicted model, not a curated record. NCBI's taxonomy places the organism in Eukaryota, Apicomplexa, Aconoidasida, Haemosporida, Plasmodiidae. The transcript has a single exon.
AUGAAUGACUUAAGUGCUCUAGAAGAAAUGAUUGAGGAACUAAACAAUGGAUCAAGUGAAAGGGAAUCCAACACACAUAACAAUGUUAAGGAACAUAAACCAUCUUAUUUGAGUUUAAUAGAUAAUUCACGUUUUCCUGAUGACUUCUUACCACUAAUCAUGUUAUCAUUUGCAUUAUUUCUAAUUCUGGGUUGCAAAAUUAUUAAAUUAUUUGAUGUACCAGGAAACACACCUCACUUAAAAAGCUUAUUUUUAUUUUUGUGUUUUUAUUUAUCUUUUUAUCAAAUGUUAACCUAA